Molecule: messenger RNA, 7334 nt
Organism: Orbicella faveolata
Lineage: Eukaryota; Metazoa; Cnidaria; Anthozoa; Scleractinia; Merulinidae
Product: phosphatidylinositol 4-kinase alpha-like
Biological process (GO): phosphatidylinositol-mediated signaling; phosphatidylinositol phosphate biosynthetic process
Cellular component (GO): plasma membrane; cytoplasm
Molecular function (GO): 1-phosphatidylinositol 4-kinase activity
Source: RefSeq, a predicted model, not a curated record
CUCACUCUCUGUGACGGAAAGCACCCGAGUACAACACGAACUUACUACGAUUACCCACCGAUCAGCCCACCGAUACUAACAAACAAAAUGGCGGUGGACGGUCCAAGACCAGCUGAAUCUCUACGACAUUUAGCCUGUUCUUUGGCUGCUUUAGAUCCAGCACCUUGGGAAAAGGUUAAGAAGCUGAGUCGAUUGUGUCCUGCAAAUCCGUCAUCACCAAGUGAUGUGUUUAUCCUUGAUCAACGUGGUACUGACGGUAUUCUGGCACUGGGUUUGUUCGAACUUCAUUCUAAUUUGCAGUACAAGGAAAAGAUUAUACCUUACUUGGUAGAUGUACUGAAGGGCCUUCCAAAUGCCAAAUGGUUGGAGGCUAGGGAACCUGUUUCUUUAACAAAGAGUCCUCUGGCUGGUGAAUUUGCAUUUUGUUUUGUGACUCUUAUGAGCGGAUUAGCGGCUAAAGAUAAUACCUUGGAUGGGGACAUCAUCAAAAUGCAACUCAGUUUGUUCAACACCUUAGUUGACCAGUGUUGUGCUUAUCCAGAGCUCAUAGAGCACAAAAGAGUGAAUUUCUGUCGUACAACAGUCCCUCUUCUUCUUGGUGUGGCACAAGCGCUUGGUGUAUCAAGUGUGUACGUGUCCGACCCCUCCCUGAUCACACAAUUACUGUUUCCUAACCACUCUGGUCAAGCCACACCCAAGGAACCUCAGUUACCCAGGGCAUUAAGUCGAUCUGCCCCAAGACGAUUCUUGAGUUUUCCUCAAGGCAAGAGAGAUGAUAGUUACCAUUUGUCUGAUGAACAGUUGAAUAACCUUAUCACUAAGGUUGAGCAAUUGAUUAGUCCCCAAAUUCUUCAAGGUCUAGACAAUGUCUUGUCAGACUGCCUACAGGCUGGAGCAUUACUGAACAAAUUUCCAUUCCAGUCAUUCAGUGAAGCUAUAAUGUUAUCCAUGGUGACAUUAUUGAGAGAUCUCUGUCAGAAUACUCCAGGUAUUUCUGUGAGUGUUGCAGCAAGAGCCCAUGAAGUUGGAAAGGUGGUUUUCACAACAGUGAAAGCAGAAUUUCAAAAGAAGUCUGAGAAUACUGCAGUGUCAUUGCCAUGGAAACUUCAAACUGUUUCGGCCAGCAUCGAUUUAAUGGUGUGGACAGCAGCUUUGCAAGAGGAGCAAGAUGGUGACACACUUUGCCAAAAUAUUUCAGAGUUCUUGUGCUCCAAUUUAGCAGUUUCCUUGGCCCAGAAAGGCAGUUGUCUCUUCAUAUUAUGCUGUUUAGAAGGCCUUGCUACACUGGCAGAGAAAAUACCAUCACUAACAAGGCCUGUGCUCAACUCUCUGAAAGAUUUUCUCCUUCAGCCUGCUCCUCUGCUUGUUAAGUUGUCUGAAAUCGCCGAGAAGCCGACAGCAGCAAACAUUGUGAUGACAGUGUCAUCAGAAACCAGUGUCAGUUGUCUCACAGUCGGUCAGUCAUCUGGCUGGAAGAAAGACGCAGAAGAUUCUCCUUAUCACAAAGUUAGAAGGGUUGCACUGGACAGUAUAUGCAGGGCUCUCAAAUCAGGGCAAGCCAUUGAUGAGAACUGUGUCCAAGCAUUUCUGGCAUCUGUAGCCAACAGACUCUACAUAUCAGAAAGCAGUGAUGGCAAUUCUACUCUGAUAUCAACUAGUGCCAUCCUUACAUUGGGCUAUGUGGCUUUCAUGCUUCACUCAGUACCAAAGACAACAGAGUCCGUUCUCGCAAUCCUUCAGCAGAGAUUCUGCCAUCCUCCGUCACCUCUCGACCCUCUGAUUGUGGAACAACUGGGUUAUCUGAUUCUCAAUGGAUCGGAACAGUGUUAUCAACAGGUCAUGGGCAUGUUUAUGAAGAUCACCGUGGAUGCAGGUUCAAUGGCUUACUCGCCUGAACCAUCCAUUAAUGACAAAACAGAAGGUUAUAGGCACUGUGGCCUUGCCGUAAUCAAUGCCUAUUCUAAUGUGGCUGCAAAUCUUCAAGGGGAAGUGCAGUUGCAAGACUACUUAGUGAGGCUUCUGGAGCUGUUUGUGCAGCUGGGAUUAGAGAGCAAGAGAGUCAGUGAAAAGGCUCCUGCUGCAUUUAAGGCUUCAUCAAGUGCUGGAAACCUUGGUGUGCUUAUCCCUGUUAUAUCGAUUGUGAUGCAGCGUCUUCCAGUGAUCAGCGACCCCAAGCCACGCCUUCACAAGCUGUUCCGAGACUUCUGGCUGUACUGUGUUGUGAUGGGUUUUGGAGUAGAGGGUUCUGGUAUUUGGCCUUAUGAGUGGUACGAGGGAGUGUGCCAGAUUGCCUCAAAGUCUCCUUUACUGCUUGGAACAGGUCAUCUAAGAUCAGAACUGAUGUACAACUCAGCACUGCGGAAUGACUCUGUAGCUCCAGCUGAAUUGAAUGAAGUCCGCACAAGUCUUUUGGAGACUUUAGGAAAUCCAGCUGAGAUCGUCACACUGGUCAAUAAAUUAAAUUUUGGACAGUGCACUUACUUGCUGUCAGUGUACCGACUGGAAUCUCUCAGGGUUUCCUCGGAUCCUGGAAAAUUUUAUUCCAUCUUUGACUACUUAGAAGACAAGGCUAUUGAAAAGGAUAAAGCUGGAAUCUGGCAGUGUAUAUCGGCGGUUGGGGAUAAAGUUUUCUCAGUGUUUCUGGGUGUGAUGUCCAAUAAGCCAAGAACAACAGACAGAGAGACAGAACUGGAGCGACAUGCACAGUUUUUGCUGGUCAAGUUUAAUCACCUUCAAAAAAGAAUCAGACGCGUUGCUGAUAAGUAUUUAUCUUCAUUUGUUGACAAGUUUCCACAUCUCUUAUGGAAUGGCAAAGUCCUUCAUUUUAUGUUGGAUCUGCUUCAGGAAUUGUCCAAGUGUCUAAACCAUCCAAAUGAAAACCAUCAGACAAUUGAGAUCAAUGUGCCCAGCUCUGUGCCGUUCAGUUUGAUUGUCCCAGAAGAGAUGGACGGUCGUGAAGGGACAGUCAGAGAUUUCGCAGCUCGUUGUAGUGGUAUAAUCAUGGAGGCGAUCAAAUGGGCGCCAGAGACGACAAGAUCACUACUGCAGGAUUAUUUCAUGAAGCUGGAGAAUGCGUCUCAGGGUGUGUCUUAUCACACUGGUCUGUCCCUUGCUACAGAGAAUGUGCUGCAAUACGCUGGAUUAAACCCUUCCUCUAUCGCUGUUAGUGGUGUGUUCCUGGAGAAACGACCAAACUGUGUGAAACAGGACAGCUCUCAGAUGGUGUCAGGUCUCACACUGAGGAGUAGAUACCUAGGAGAGAUUUUUGGAAUGAGGGAAUUACUGACUUGUCAGAGUCCUAAUAACCAAGAUGUGAAUGGUGCAUUAUCAACCAUGUUAAACAAGCAGUUAGUAGAGGCCAAGUCAAGUGACGAAUAUUCCUUUGUGGCAGCCAUGUUCAGAGCUUCCGCAUUUCUUGUCACUUCGAAAGGUGUUGAUCGUGAGUUGCUUCAUAAUGUAUGCUGGUGCCCAGCUGAUCUGUUCACUGAACUGUCCAUGUCUACUGCUGUGUCGUGCUGGGAGUGGAUCAUGGGAGCCAGGCAAGACUUGGAACUGCCUCUGUUGAGUAAAAUCAGCGCAGCUUGGCAGUGGACUGUUUGCCGUCGCAUUGGUUUAUUUGCGGCAGACUUGAAAGUCGAAAGUCCGCUAGCAGCUUUCUCUGACAGUAGAUCCCCACCCACACCCCCUAAUGUUGCUCCGCAUGACAUCUGGAUCAAGUUCCUGGCGCGAAGGUUUCAGGUCAUCAAAUACUACAGUUAUGACCAGGUAGAGAUAUUCGCCACAAUGCUCCAGCGUUGUCUUCCACUGUGCGUCGAAAAGAGGAAUGUUCUGUCUCGUCAUAUUGCCGCACUCAGAGCUCGGUUUAGACUUCUUCAUCUCGGCCUGUCCAUGCUACAGGGAGAGUUCUUAACCAACUCUGUCAUGAAAAAUGUUCUACGAGAGAGGAUAUACUACAACGCUUUGGACUAUUUUGGCAUUGAACCCAUGUGGCCUGUGAGUAAGGAUACAGAGCUACGUGAAGACGUUCAAGUGUUGAUCAAGUUCUGGCAGGCAAUGCAUUCCGACAAGAAGUACAUGAAGUUCUUCAUGUUAGCACCAGUACACGCUACUGGACUGUUGCCUCAAAGCUCUUCAGGAGGGUCUCAAUACACUAGUGGCUCAUCUGGGUUAGGGCCUUAUCUGCAGGGCAACCGCUGGAUGAAUACAAUACCGCUGUCCAGUAGUCUGUCUUCUCGGCGCUCAGCCACAGGGACGUCAACCGACAAAGAAGCCACAGGUAGCCAACAUAUACUGAAGGAUUACUUGAAGCGGCGUAACCUCAUUAUAGCUUUGAUACGCCGAGAGAUUGAACGGCUUUCCACUUGGCAUAAUCCCAUGGCUCGUCCAGAGCUCAGUUUUACUGGGGUGGAGUCGCUGGUGAACUGGGCUAAUCAGACAGUUUUUACCGAGAGGAUCUGGAGAGACCUGGUGAGGUUGGCCUGGCAUAUUUCACCGGAUAUCGCUGUAUUUCUACCUGCAAGGUUUAAAGAAAUAUCAGCAGUUCACAAAGAGGUCAGUCGGCUCGUCAGGAUCCACCCCACUGCUGUAGCAGAUUUACCUGAAGCGAUUCAGUAUCUCGUCACUGAAAAAAACAUCAAAGCCGAUAUCCCGGAGUUGACGCAUGUUCUGUGUUGGGCAGCCAUUCCUCCUGUCCAGGCUAUGGCGUACUUCUCACAACAGUACCCACCCCACCCCCUGACAGCACAGUAUGCGUUCCGUGUUCUCCAGUCCUUCCCGCCAGACGCCAUCUUGCUGUACAUUCCUCAGCUGGUACAGGCCACGCGCUAUGAUGCUCUGGGGUUCGUUAGUGAGUACAUUUUGUGGGCCGCCCAGCAUUCGCAGCUUCUCGCUCAUCAGCUGAUCUGGAACAUGAAAACGAACGUGUUCACGGACGAGGAAGCUCUCCACAAAGAUCCAGAAAUAGGCGCUCACUUAGAAAACCUGAUUGACCGGAUAAAAAACUCGUUAUCGGGAACAGCGCUUGAGUUCUACAAGAGGGAAUUUGACUUCUUCGAUAAAGUCACUUCAAUAUCAGGAACUAUAAGACCAUUCCCAAAAGGCCCUGAGCGAAAGCAAGCGUGUCUUGAAGCAUUAAGUAAGAUCCAGGCCCAGGAGGGCGUUUACCUUCCAAGCAACCCGGAGGCCCUGGUGCUGAGUAUUGAUUAUAACUCAGGAACUCCCAUGCAGAGUGCAGCCAAGGCACCAUUCCUCGCGCGGUUUAAAGUUAAACACUGUGGCAUUCAAGAAAUGGAGAACAUGAACACUUCCGAGGGUUUUUCGUCUUCAGACAGUGAAGGUGAAGAAGACAAAGCAAAGAUCUAUUGGCAAGCCGCCAUAUUCAAAGUUGGUGAUGACGUAAGACAGGAUAUGCUGGCCUUGCAAGUGAUCUCGCUGUUUAAAAACAUCUUCGAACAAGUUGGAUUGGAUGUUUAUCUCAAGCCUUAUCGAGUUGUGGCGACUGCGCCAGGGAACGGCGUUAUUGAAUGCGUACCCGAUUCCAAAUCACGGGACCAACUUGGCCGUCAAACCGAGGUGGACUUGUACGAGUAUUACCAGAAGACGUACGGUGAUGAAAGCUCCUCAGCUUUUCAACAGGCUCGAGCCAACUUUAUUAAAAGUAUGGCUGCUUACUCCAUUGUGAGCUUCUUGCUACAGAUAAAAGACAGACAUAAUGGGAACCUAAUGCUCAACAGAGCCGGACAUAUAAUACACAUAGAUUUUGGGUUCAUGUUUGAGUCGUCCCCGGGAGGCAACCUUGGUUUUGAGCCCGACAUGAAAUUGUCUCAUGAAAUGGUGAUGAUUAUGGGAGGAACAAUGGAGUCUCCUUCUUUCAGAUGGUUCAUGGAUCUCUGUGUGAAAGCCUAUCUCACAGUCAGACCUUACCAGGAAGCAAUCGUUUCCCUUGUAGCGCUGAUGUUGGACACUGGUCUGCCGUGUUUCCGGGGGGAGACACUUAAGAGACUCAGAGCGAGAUUUAGCCCGGCGCAGAGCGAGCGAGAAGCCGCCGCCUACAUGGCGAAGGUUAUCCGGGACUCCUACUUGAAUUACAGAACUCGAGUGUACGAUUUGAUUCAGUUGGCCCAGAAUCAGAUCCCGUGUUAGGCAAUCCCUUGUCUCCAGGACUUCGCUCGAAUGAAUCAGUGGUUUCCAGUGUCCGGUACUCGCUCAGAUCUUACUGGUCUCAAGUACCCGCUCGGAUCUCGUAGGUCUUCUCUGUCCAGUACUCGCUCGGAUCUCAUAGGUCUUCAGUGUCCAGUACUCACUCGGAUAUCAUAGGUCUUCAGUGUACUCACUCGGAACUUAUUGCUCUCCAGUACUCGCGCGGGUUUCAUUAGUUUCCAGUGCUCUCUCGGACCUAACUAGCCUCCACUAAUUGCUCGGCGUUUGUGAACAACUAGCUUGAUGCUCAUCGCCAGGCUUUGUCCAUAAUAUCAGCAUUCAAACUCUCCUUACUCCUUUCUGUGGUUAGCAUAGUACCAGUAAGGAGAGUUUGUAUCUGUUUAGAAGGAUUCCUCCCUAGUUGACCUGCAGUAUUCACUGUGUUAACACUGGAGAGGAUAAAUUAAAGGUUAACUGUUUGCGCUGACAAAAAAAAUGUGCUGUACAUAUGGAUGAUAAAUUAUCGAUAAGAUUCUGUUGAAAAUAUUGUAAAAAAGGUAUUGCUAUAAUAUAGUUAAAGAAGAAAACAAAAUUUUAGAGUUAAAAUUGUGAGGUUUUUUAUCAUUUCUUGCCCGUGGUGAAUUUUAUUCAGUAACUCUUCUCAGGGCUAAUUUUCUUGUUAUGAAGUUGACGUCUUUUAUCGAGCUUUUAUGUGAAAACGUUGUCCCCGCUGACUGUGGCAAAAAUUGACCCAGCCGGGAGGAAUUGGGGCAAGUUAAAACAAUCUUUGUAAACGCCUUCAACUUUAAGGUGUCUCGAUAAAGUUUUUUUCUGGACCAUUCCAGUUUCAAUUUUAAACAUUUUCAAUCAGCUUUUAAACAGUCUAUCCUCAUCGAAUCGAUAUGAAAAAUGAAACCAGUAAUUUGAAAUGGAUUGAAGUUUGGUUUAAUGUAUUUCUUAAGGCGAUCGAUAUUUCUAUGGAAACGAUAAACCAAUAAAAUAGGAAAUCGGUAAAACAUGAAUUGUGCGCGAACCAGACCACAUGUGAUAUGAUAAAAGCAGAUACCAGUGCCUUAAACUUUGGUGUAUGGCAAGUAGAAUAUACAAGAAUAAAGAAUUUCUGUAUGUUUGAUCUAGAGUAAAUCGCAAAAACAUUUCAAAUUAUACUUUCUGCUCUUUUAUUUAUAAAUAAAACU